Botrytis cinerea B05.10 is the source of this 1732-nucleotide messenger RNA. RefSeq names its product Bcrki1 (gene Bcrki1). Gene Ontology annotation, biological process: D-ribose metabolic process; pentose-phosphate shunt, non-oxidative branch. The record is from RefSeq and is a predicted model, not a curated record. The coding region runs from base 439 to 1473 and encodes 344 amino acids. Gene Ontology annotation, molecular function: ribose-5-phosphate isomerase activity. Lineage: Eukaryota; Fungi; Ascomycota; Leotiomycetes; Helotiales; Sclerotiniaceae. The transcript has 2 exons. Gene Ontology annotation, cellular component: intracellular membrane-bounded organelle.
GGACACAAUUCCAUUCGGAUCGGAGCGUCAUCUUAUUUCUUACUCAGCAAUGUCGCAUGAAUUUGUCCAAAAUUCUAGUCGGGCCAUCCCACUUGGCUGACCCCACCAAUAUUGGGCACGUAGUCAAAUAAUUAUUAUCUCAUCACUCACUCUCGUUAAAUAAUUGACCAGAAUAAGAUCUUACUUUUCCUAACCCGAGUUUUGAUGGAAAUAUAUCCUCGCUAUCUUGCUCUCCGGUUCUUUCGCUCUCACACGUUGUCUCGUCCGAUUCUACGUCCGACUGGACUCAAGAACUCUACAAUCUCGGUGCAUCGUUCACUCACACGUGUUUGUCCCGCUACAGGCCAUUCCCCCAGCAUAUAUCCCAUAUUUCCACAAUUCUUGAAUAUAUCUAGAGGGAAUUUUUCGAGCAUAUCUAAGCAGCAAUAUUCGAACCCAAUGGCUUCCAACAAUCCAGCUGUUCCCGGCCAAUCUGCGGCCUCCUCAAAUCCGACAGUUCCAGCCACCGAAAAUGCUACUCCUCAUACCUAUGACUACGCAAACCUUUCCCCAGUAGAGGCCUCAAAGCGUCGAGCAGCAUACAGAGCAGUGGAGGAUCACUUCGACCCUUCUUACAAAUAUGUCGGGAUUGGAUCGGGUAGUACUGUCGUUUACGUAGUGGAGGCUAUCGCUGCCAAAGGUCGAGAUAUCACUUCCAAGAUGAUCUUUGUUCCUACUGGCGAUCAAAGUAAACAAUUGAUUAUUGAAGCGGGUCUGCCUUUAGGAAGCAUUGAUUCUUUGCCUCCAGUAGUUGCUGAGCCUCUUCAUUUGAGUGGAGAUGCUGCUUUUGAUGUUUCUACGGGUCUGCAAGAUCUAGGUUUAAAGGGAAAGCGUGAAAGUCUUGAUGUUGCAUUUGAUGGAGCAGACGAAAUUGACGAAGAUCUCAACUGUAUAAAAGGAGGUGGAGCUUGUCUUUUCCAAGAAAAGUUGGUCGCAACUUCUUCCAAGAAGUUUGUAUGUGUAGCAGAUUACCGAAAGCUCCAACCCCGUCUUCUCACUUCCUGGAAGGCUAUUCCAAUCGAGAUUGCACCAUUGGCCGCUCCAACCAUUAAAAGAAUUCUAAUUACUCUUGGCUCUCCGGACCCAAAAAUCAGACAAGGUGGAAGUGCGAAAGCUGGGCCUGUAGUUACAGAUAACGGCAUGUGGAUCAUCGAUGCGCCUUUCCCAAAACUUUUGAUUCAUUCAGAUUUGAAGGGCAAUGAUAAGGGGGAUGGAGAAAACGGCACUUGGGAGGUACACAACCUUGGAAGAAGAUUGAAGAGAAUAGUAGGCGUACUGGAGACUGGCCUUUUCCAUGGUAGAAACGGCGCCCAGGUUGCCAAUGCUGGAGAAGAGGGUGGUGGACAGAAGCCAGUGGCUGCGUAUUUCGGCAUGGAAGAUGGAAAUGUUGAGGUUCGCACUGCUACAGAACAUGGGGUUAAGUCGAGACCUUAGGUUUCUUUGUCGAUCUUUGAGGAGAAGUGGAGCAAAGAGCUUUAACAUUAUAAACAAUACUGAUAUAGGUGGUUAGCGAGCUAUUCCCUUGAUUAAUUGAUAUUUUACCUUCACAUUCGCCCCCCCCCCCCUUUUUUUUUAGAUAUCAGGCGAUCGCGGGAUUCUGGUUUUGGUUUGCUUCGGCAGACAUGACUUACGUUUUAUUCAAGUAGAAUGGCAAUUGUUUACAUCUUGUCAAAAUGGAUUUCGAAUUAUAUCA